AUGGACAACAGAUUUCGAUUUGAGCAAGGCUUCACACCGCAGAUUUUACUUCCAGGGCAAAGUUCCACGCUUCAGCAGAGCUUCCCAUCUCACCAACAGUACAUCAUCAACCAACAGUACGGCUUCAACCAACCGUACGGCUUCAACCAACAGUACGGCUUCAACCAACCGUACGGCUUCAACCAACCGUACGGCUUCAACCAACCGUACGGCUUCAACCAAUAUGAUAGCUUCAACCAAGAAGGUAACACCAUCCAGCAUGAUGACUUCAACCAGCCCCUAACGUCGGAUACGUUUCGGCAGCACAUAGACAGCUUUGACCAGCACAUUAUCUACGACCAACUACAGAGCUUCUGCGAGGAGAUUGGCUUUACCUCACAAGACAGCUCCAACCAGCAAGAUGAGAUCAUCCCGGACCCCAAUAUCAGCCAGCUCCUAAAUAUGUUUUCAGAGAUCAUAGCCCUCUGCGAACUACAGUACAGCUCUAUUCAACAAGACAUAUCCAGCCAACAAGACAGCGACAACCAGCAGAAUCCCUUAGAGCAACAUGAUGGCACUCAGGAGCAGGAGGUGGAACCAAUCUGGUCUGAGGAAGACAUAGAUGAAUUGGCUCGGCUGUUACUCCCAGGCUCGAGGCCCUAG
This is a messenger RNA of Fusarium sp. VM40, 642 nucleotides long. The record is from the annotation of a GenBank genome assembly. Lineage: Eukaryota; Fungi; Ascomycota; Sordariomycetes; Hypocreales; Nectriaceae.